Molecule: messenger RNA, 1003 nt
Organism: Colletotrichum godetiae
Lineage: Eukaryota; Fungi; Ascomycota; Sordariomycetes; Glomerellales; Glomerellaceae
Product: S-adenosyl-L-methionine-dependent methyltransferase
Exons: 8
Coding region: 38-931 (297 amino acids)
Molecular function (GO): methyltransferase activity
Source: RefSeq, a predicted model, not a curated record
UGAUGAUCUCGAUGUGGACGAUGAAGGUAUAGCAGAUAUGCAUAGCAUAGUCCCAUCGACCAUCAGUCUUCGUAAGUCACUUCUUGAGAAUCGCAUCGAGAAUGGUAGGACGUACCACCGAUACAAAGAUGGCAAAUACAACCUACCCAAUGACGAAAAGGAACUAGAUAGGCUUGAUCUACAGCAUCACUUAUGGCUUCUUGCUUUGGAUGAUAGACUUGGCAUGGCCCCACCUUGCAUGAAGGGUGCCCAAGUCGGUCGGGUGCUUGAUGUCGGAACUGGGUCUGGCAUCUGGGUCCUUGACUUUGGUGAUGAACACCCUGAGUCUGAGGUAUAUGGUAUUGACUUAUCGCCAACUCUCCCCAUAUACGUGCCCCCGAACGUCAAAUUUGAAGUCGACGACGCUGAGGAAGAAUGGACUUGGUCGCGACCCUUUUCCUAUAUUCACAGCCGGGUGUUGACCUCCAGUAUUGGUGACUGGAGGCUGUAUCUUCGUCGUUGUUUCGACCAUCUCGAACCAGGGGGGUGGAUCGAGUUACAAGAGUUUGAUCUCUUUCCGCGGUCAGACGAUGGAACUCUCAAGCCAGAGCAUCCGUUAAUCAGGUGGUGCAAUCUCCUUCUUGAGGCAUCAGAGAAGAAUGGUCGCCCCUACGUCAGUAUUCCGCCGUUAAAGGACCUCCUCAUGGAGAUUGGCUUCGUGGACGUGUCAUUAAGUCUGUGCAAAUGGCCUACCAAUACUUGGCCGAAAGAGCCCAAAUAUAAGGAAAUCGGUAUCUGGCAUGGAGAGAACGUUUCUGGCGGCCUCGAGGGCUUCACGAUGGCGGCGUUAACGCGUGCCCUGGGUUGGACACCUGAAGAAGUCGAAGAGCUGCUUGUAGAUGUACGAGACAACAUCAAGGAUAGAAGCAUCCACGCAUGGUGGCCAGCGUAGGUUCCCUCGACAGUGAGAAAUGGAGCCCAAAGAAACCGUUGUGCUGAUAUAACAUAGCUACUGCAUCGUAGG